Molecule: messenger RNA, 3614 nt
Organism: Dothidotthia symphoricarpi CBS 119687
Lineage: Eukaryota; Fungi; Ascomycota; Dothideomycetes; Pleosporales; Dothidotthiaceae
Exons: 1
Coding region: 18-3422 (1134 amino acids)
Biological process (GO): cholesterol biosynthetic process
Cellular component (GO): cytoplasm
Molecular function (GO): FAD binding; phosphomevalonate kinase activity
Source: RefSeq, a predicted model, not a curated record
GCGCCUACCACGCCAAAAUGGCAACCCUCACCUCCCUCAAACAUUCCUUAGUCCAGCGCGUCCAAAAAGAAUCCUCAAAACAACCCCUGUCCGACGCACAAUACACCGCGGGCUUCGACGUCCUAGUGCGCGACUCAGAACGCACGACGUACCGCGACUUCAUCAUCCCUCAACUAUCCCAACUUCUGACUUCUCUUCUCGAAUCGCGGACCCGUGUCUCGGUGCUGGAAAUCGGGCCCGGACCGAAGAGUGUGCUGGAAUGUCUUCCCAGCCAACUGAGGCGCAGAGUGGGGAGAUAUGCUGCGUAUGAGCCUAACGCUUUGUUUGCCGCGAGGCUGGAGGAGGGGCUUUGCUGUAUGUCUGAGACGGAGGGUGCGCUGCCUUGUUUGGAGAGUGCGGCGGAUAUUCGACGGCUGCCGUUUGAGCUAGGGAGUACCGACAGCGAGACAUACGAUGUUGUUCUGUUCUGCCACAGCAUGUACGGCAUGAAGCCUAAGCGCAGCUUCAUCGAGCGGGCGCUGAGCAUGCUUGCCGAGCGGCCUGGGGGUGGGAUGGUGAUAGUCUUCCAUCGGGACGGGGUGCUGGAUCUCGACGGCUUGGUGUGCCAUCGCACAGCGUGUUUUCCUGCUGGAGUUGUUCGCGUGGCGGACGAGGAUGAGGUGCUGGAUUGCUUUGCUGAUUUCGUCGUGGGGUUCAGCGUGGACGGUAAUGAAGCUGUUCGAAAUGAUUGGCGUAAGGUGUGCCGUGCUUUGGGCCGUCGCGAGGAGGCUCAUCCAGGGCAUCUCGUGUUCAGCGCGCCAAAUGUCAUGGUGGCGUUUACUCAACAUGCAACCUCGUUGUCGGGACUGACGGCGCUGGUGCCAUUAGUGGAGGGUGAGAAGACGAUUAAGAAUCGGGAGGCUCGUGUCCACCGUCCCGCCGCGGUUGUCAGGCCGACAGAGGUUCAGCACGUUCAGCAGUGCGUUCGAUGGGCUUUGGAUCACGGGGUCGGCCUGACUGUUGUUGGUGGGGGUCACAGCGGCCACUGUCUCUGGCCAAAUGUCGUAUCAGUCGACAUGGGCGCCUUUGACCAAGUACACAUCCUCUCAGCAGGUGUGGAUGGAGGAAAUCAUUCCGGUUCGUUGGUGGUCGCUGGGGCUGGGUGCAAGACGGGGGACAUCAUCAGCAAGGCCAUGGCGGCGGGUGUGACAGUACCUCUGGGGUCUCGACCAAGUGUGGGUGCUGGGCUCUGGUUACAAGGAGGCAUUGGACACUUGGCUAGGUUGCACGGGCUUGCUUGCGACUCCAUUAUCGGUGCCGUCUUGGUCAGCGUCAACUCGAGCGAGAUUCUCUACGUCGGCCACGUCCCAAGCCAGCACCGUCCAGCCGGAGCUGUUCGACCGGAGAACGAAGACGAUCUGCUAUGGGCGAUAAAAGGCGCUGGGACCAACUUCGGCAUCGUCCUCAGCGUGACUUUCAAGGCUUACCUGGCUCCGACCUACUUGGUUCGUAACUGGGUUGUCCCGCUGAGCAACGAUGUGGAGGCUCGGGUCAAGCUCAACGAGUUCGAUGACUUGGUCGCCAGCAAACUCCAGCCGAACUGUUCUGCAGACGCGUAUCUAUAUUGGGAUGCCAACCAGCUGCAUCUCGGCGUGACCAUGUACGAGUGUUCCACGAAUAGUCUCACUUCUGCAACACAUGCGCCCACACCGAUGAGUGCAGUCUGGGGGCCAGAGAAUGAUGUCAAGGUCGUAGACAGCGUCGGCUUGUUCGAGACGGAGAUGUACAUGUCUGGCAUGCACGGCGGGCACGGUGGCGACAAGACGUCGUCGUUCAAGCGAUGCUUGUUUCUAAAACACAUUGGAGAAGCGACCAUCGCCGAUUGCCUAGUGGCAGCCGUCAAGACGCGUCCUUCACCACUUUGCUAUCUCCAUCUACUGCAUGGCGGCGCAGCGGUUAGUGACGUUCCGGCCGAUGCUACUGCGUUUGGCUGUCGGGACUGGGACUUUGCCUGCGUGAUAACCGGCGUCUGGCCGCGCGACCAAGAUGGUACCGAAGCCGCAUCCUCAGCCGUGGCAUGGGUUUACAGUGUCGCCGAGGACCUGUUGUCGUUGAGCAGUGGAGUUUACGGGGCAGAUCUUGGACCUGACCCCAGAGAUGACGCACUAGCGGUCAAAGCUUUCGGAUCGAACCGUCAACGCCUUGCCCGUCUUAAGCAUAGCGUCGACCCACGUCGCGUGCUAGCGUAUGCUUGCCCUCUCCCGAAAACCCUCACGGAACCGAAGCUCAUCAUUCUUGUCACGGGUGAGUGUGGCGCCGGCAAGGACUACUGUGCCGAUGUUUGGGUCUCUAUCUUCACGCAAACCAGCCUCACGGCGUGUGCAGUCAGCAUCAGCGAUGCGACCAAGCGGGAGUACGCCGUAGCUACUGGUGCCGACCUGAGUCGCCUGCUUUACGACCGUGUCUACAAGGAGCAACACCGGCCAACAUUGACAGCAUUUUUCCAGGAACAGGUGCAGCAACGACCUCGCCUGCCAGAGGAGCAUUUUCUGGAUGUUGUGCACGGCGCCGGAGAAGUAGAUGUGCUGCUCAUCACUGGCAUGAGGGAUGAGGCGCCCGUUGCGACCUUCUCGCAUCUGGUGCCAGACAGUAGACUCCUUGAGGUCCAUGUCCAAGCUAAUGAACAGACGCGGCGGGUUCGCCGAGGAUACCACAAUGGCGACAGCAAGCUCACCAACAAUAUUACCCCGACCUCAACGACCUCAUACCACCACCCCAGUAUCGCAUUUGCCAACAACAAUCCCGGAACCUCAGCCGCAGAAACGUUCGCCCAACAACACCUCCUCCCUUUCUUCCACGCCGACCUCCACCGCCUAGCCACCAUGGUGCGCUCAGUUCCCGAUUUCCCCCGCCCAUCCAUCUCCUUCCGCCACGUUCUCGGCAUCGCCCAGCAGCCCGGCGGCCUGUCCCUAUGCACAUCCCUCCUCCUCACUUAUUUCGCCGGCUCCUGGGCCAAUGUCGACGCCAUCGCGUGCUGCGAGGCAGGCGGCUUCAUCUACGCAUCCGCACUGGCCUCGCGCGUCAACGUGCCCCUGAUACUAAUCCGCGAGGCGGGCAAGCUACCUCCUCCCACUGUGUCUGUUGUCAAGACGGCGUCGCAUAUCUCGUCUGUCACAGCUAGCAGGUCGGGGGAGAAGAGGAUCGAGAUGGAGAGCGGUGUGCUUCGCAGGGGCGCUAGGGUUGUCGUGCUGGAUGAUGUUCUGGCUACGGGUGAGACGCUUUGUGCCGUGCUGCAGUUGCUGGGGGAUGCUGGGGUUGGCGCAGAGUGUGUGGGUGUUUUGGUUGUAGCUGAGUUCCCAGCGCAUCGGGGGAGGGAGAUGCUGCGGAGGCGAGGGUUUGGUGAGGUGCAUGUUCAGAGCUUGUUGGUGUUUGGGGGUGCUUAGAGGAGGAUAUGGGAGGCUUGGGAUUGUGAUAGUGUUAGAUAUCGUGUAAUGUGUGGGAUUGGCAUAGUUUGGACCUUUGUCCCCAUAUAGAAUGGUAAAUAGAGGGGUUAGACUCAACGGUGGCCAACGUGGUACUGUGACUAGUCGCUACUCAUAUGCCACAUGACUCCCUUCUUACUGAAUAUAAAAGAG